Messenger RNA from Dermacentor albipictus, 1448 nucleotides. RefSeq names its product Histone deacetylase 11 (gene HDAC11). The record is from RefSeq and is a predicted model, not a curated record. Gene Ontology annotation, cellular component: histone deacetylase complex. Gene Ontology annotation, molecular function: histone deacetylase activity. Lineage: Eukaryota; Metazoa; Arthropoda; Arachnida; Ixodida; Ixodidae.
AUAAAAACGGCAAUCAAAUAGCAGCAGAAGACGAAUGCUUGCCGCUGUGUUCGUGUGCUCUGUCGAGACUUCCUUAUCGGGGAGCCGAUGUCGCAGCUGUGCGUAGCGCUCCGUCUGCGGGUCUGAAAGCCGAAGCUACAGCGGCUGGAUUGUGGGUCUGGCCAAGUGGCAAUGCGCAGCUCCUCCCAGACUUCUUCGCAGCAAAGCCCGGGGGGCACGGAGUACCAUCCUGAAGGCUACGGCGAGCACGACCAGCUGCCCAUCGUGUACAGUGAUGCUUACAACAUCUCCUUCUAUGGCCUGGAGAAGGUGCACCCCUUUGACGCAGGAAAAUGGGGCAAGGUGUUCACUGCACUCAGGCGUGCUGGUCUUUUGACAGAUGGCAACUUUUACCAGCCUCAUGAGGCGACUGACGAGGAGCUGUUGGUCGUGCACACACCCUCCUACAUCAGCAAGCUUAAAUGGAGUGCAUACGUUGCCACGGUGACGGAGGUGCCUUUCAUGGCCAUGCUUCCCAACUGCGUGGUUCAGAGACGGGUGCUCAAGCCCUUUCGCUUCCAGACUGCUGGCACUGUUCUGGCUGCACGGCUUGCCCUGGAUCAUGGCUGGGCAAUCCACCUCGGCGGUGGAUUUCACCACGCAAGUGCCCGCCGGGGUGGCGGCUUCUGCUGCUACGCCGACAUCACCCUUGCUGUACGCGAGCUACAGCGGCAUGGCAACAUCAAGCACGUCAUUGUGGUUGACUUGGAUGCACACCAGGGCAAUGGAUAUGCACGUGACUUCCUGGGUGACAAAGAUGUGUAUAUAAUGGAUGUCUACAACAGAGCGAUCUACCCAGGUGACGAGUAUGCCAAAGGGGCCAUACGGCGCAAGGUGGAGUUGCGGCCGGGCACUUCAGAUGAGGCCUACCUAAAACUGGUGGACGACCACUUGCAGAUGGCCCUGGCCGAAUUUGACGCUGACUUGGUUGUCUACAAUGCCGGCACGGAUGUCCUCAGUGGCGACAUGCUCGGCCACCUCAACAUUUCGGAGAAGGGCGUAGUGCAGCGCGACGAGCUGGUAUUCCGGCGAGUCCGCAAGCAGGGCCUGCCGGUGGUGAUGCUGACCAGCGGCGGCUACCAGCGCCAGUCGGCGCGCGUCAUCGCCCGCUCGGUGCUGAACCUGUGUCGCCGGGGCCUGCUGGCCAGGCGGCCGCCGCCGCGCCGCACGACAAGCAGCGCCGCCGCGCACGAGGACAAGAGCUCAGAAGAAGGGAAGUGAUGAGGAACUCUCUGACUGGCGACGCAAUACACCGGCGACCGUAGCCACGGCUUUUCGCAUUUAUCAGAGAAUAUACGCGAUCCCGCCUAUACGAUCUUCCUUCACCGAUCUGUCUUAAUUCCUCUGGCCACUAUCUACUCGUUCUUUUGUUCACCGACGCUUGUUGGUUAUAUAUAUAUAUAUAUAUA